Phasianus colchicus (ring-necked pheasant) is the source of this 3558-nucleotide messenger RNA. RefSeq names its product ARF interacting protein 1 (gene ARFIP1). Gene Ontology annotation, molecular function: protein domain specific binding; phospholipid binding. Gene Ontology annotation, biological process: regulation of Arp2/3 complex-mediated actin nucleation; intracellular protein transport. The record is from RefSeq and is a predicted model, not a curated record. NCBI's taxonomy places the organism in Eukaryota, Metazoa, Chordata, Aves, Galliformes, Phasianidae. Gene Ontology annotation, cellular component: trans-Golgi network membrane.
GGCCAGGCACUUCCGGUUGCUGCUGGUCCCGGAGGAGGAGGGAUACAGCCGCAGCGGGGGCUGCGCCGCCCGGCCCAGCGCGGCCUCCUCCGCCCCGUGACGCCCCCGGGGUGGCAGCGGCGCCGCCGGAAGGUAUGUCAGAACACAGGAAUGAAUCCACAGCACUUGAUGAAAUUCAUCCAGCUGGAGAAGAGAUCCAGUCUGACUCUGAGGGAGGUGCAAUGGCUCAGGAGUCUCCCAAAAAUUCAGCAGCUGAAAUUCCUGUGACGAGCAAUGGACAGCUGGAAGAUUCUCAUGAGCACAGCUUUAAUAGGGACUUGAAACGUUCAUUACCAGCUGGACUUGGACUCUCUGAAACCAAAAUAACGUCUCAUGACUUUGACAGCACCAAAGAGGGAGUUGUUGAGGCAAGGCCAUUUCCAGGGAAAGGUUCCUCAGCAUCACCCAAACCAACUGUUAUAUCUGCCAGCAGUGCAGCAGCUAGCAGACUGGCUGGACAAGGUUGUGAUUUAAUUAUUCCCACAGGGGGUAGAGCUCAGCAGAAGAGCGGACCUGUUGUGUUAGCAGAUGAAGUAAAGAAUCCAGCAAUGGAGAAGUUGGAAUUGGUGAGAAAGUGGAGCCUAAAUACUUACAAGUGUACACGUCAAAUCAUCUCUGAAAAACUGGGUCGUGGCUCAAGAACAGUGGAUCUGGAGUUGGAAGCUCAAAUAGAUAUACUGAGAGAUAACAAAAAAAAGUAUGAAAAUAUCUUGAGACUGGCACAGACUCUGUCUACACAGCUCUUCCAGAUGGUACAUACCCAAAGGCAACUUGGAGAUGCUUUUGCUGACCUGAGUUUGAAAUCAUUGGAACUUCAUGAGGAGUUUGGCUACAAUGCAGAUACGCAGAAACUUCUAGCUAAAAAUGGAGAGACUCUUCUCGGGGCUAUUAACUUUUUUAUUGCCAGUGUGAAUACAUUGGUGAAUAAAACAAUUGAGGAUACAUUAUUGACUGUGAAACAAUAUGAAAGUGCCAGGAUUGAGUAUGAUGCUUAUCGAACAGACCUGGAAGAACUUAAUCUUGGCCCUCGUGAUGCAAGCACUCUACCAAAGAUUGAGCAAUCACAACAGAUGUUUCAAGUGCAUAAAGAGAAAUAUGACAAAAUGCGUAAUGAUGUAUCUAUCAAAUUGAAAUUUUUGGAAGAAAAUAAGGUGAAGGUCUUGCACAAUCAGCUUGUCCUGUUCCACAAUGCUAUUGCAGCGUACUUCGCUGGGAAUCAAAAGCAGCUUGAACAGACACUUAAACAGUUUCACAUCAAAUUGAAAACUCCUGGAGCAGAUGCUCCAUCCUGGCUUGAAGAACAGUAAUCAAAGAAGAGGACCCAAUGUUAACCUAAAAUCUUUAAUAAGAAUUAAGGGUUGGGGUUGGAGGACUGUUAUAGUGAUUCUUGCACAGAGAGCUUUACUUUUUUUUUUCCCUUUUAUGACAUUGGAAAACUGAAUUUGUUGGGAAAAUGGGUAACUUUAAGGUAACUAAACAUAAUUUCUAUCAUUUCAAAUACAGAGCACUCAUUUUGUAUGUGAAGGCUGGUGGUUACUUCUGUAGCUGGGAUGGGGGGCGAGGGAGGGAGGGGAAAAAAAAACUAUAUGGAUUUGCACUGACAAAUUAUGUUUGUGAUUUCUGGUUAUUUUGGUGGCUAGUCAGAAUAUUUCCAAAUGGAGAUUUACGUGAUUUGUACCAACAUCUGGUAUUUUAUAGACAAAUAUAAAAACAUCUUUAAUAAUUUUCAUAUGACUUUUAAAAAGGAGAGAGUUAAAAGAAUAUUUUGCAAAUUAAUAAUAUAAGGCUGGUAUGCAGUACAUGCAUAUAAGGCAGCAGUAGCGGUUGGCUCUGACUAGUGGAAUUGCAGCAGAUGCCUUUUUAAAAGAUGUACCUUUCCAUUGUAGAGAUAAAAAACAAAAAAACACUAAAGCAGGAAUCACUGUCAGUCUGAGGAUUUUAAGCACACAUCUUUGCUUUGCACCAAGUGGUUUGCUGAGUGAAGCCAACCAUACGAUAUACUAAUCUCAUUUAAAAUUUUACUUUAUGGGAAAAGAAAAAACAACCAUACUAGCCUUAAAUCACAGGUAUGUGCCUUUUUAUAAGAUAAUAUUUUCAACCAGUGUACAUAAUGCAAAAACCCUUUCAUGUAACGGUUGUCAGUUCCAACAUGGGAAAGGAGACUGUAUAAAUGCUGUUUGUUUGUACACUUAGAGAAAGUAAAAGCUUUAGUUGACCUUCAUGGACCGAUAGUUUUGAGUGAGGAAGUUGGGCCAGUAUGAUUUUUCUGUUUAAUUGAAAAGCAUACUUCAGUAAUGAGAGCGAUGUGGAAGAUACUUCUUUUUAAUUUCUCUGUCUGUAGUGUAGUUCUUCCUCAAAUGUAAAAUUCUGUCAUUUUUAUCAUAUCCAUUUUAAAUUCAGUUUAUUGGAGUCCUCAUUUGCACGUUACAUUGCUUUGUGUUCUAUGAAGUAAAAUUGAAAUACUUCAGAUACGUUAUUUACAACUGUGUGGAUUGUAUGAUUUAUGUACUGUAUGUUCAAAUGCCUUUCAGCUGACAUUCUUAAAGUAACAGAAUUGUAAUGUAACUGUAAAUCAAACUUUUUAAUCAUUCCUCAUUAAAUUCUUGGCCUGACAGUCUUCUUUAUGUUUUGAUUCUGUCAGAAUCUCUUGUAAUAGUUAAUUUACAUUCCCCAGAAUGUAUAUCCUCUGUGAAUUUUGUAUUCAUAUUAAAGAUGUUUGCAGCCAAACUUCUUUGACUUGUGAUGGUUAAGAGCACAACCCAGCUUCUGCAGCAAGAGCUCUAUAUUUGAGUUACCAGAAAUUAUUGGGUAGGGAUGUAAGUCAGUAGGUUAUAACAGCAAUAUUGUUCUUUUAUUUUAGAAUGGUUUAAUAGCAUGCAAGUUGAAGUUGAAUGCAAACUCAAGGAAACAAAUCCUUCAGUAUUCUUGAUUUUUAAACUUACAAAGAUAACUUCAUCGUAUUUUACAGCUUAAAUGAAGCUGCAAGUUUUCAGUUUUCUCUGAAUCUUGGCGUGUGUAUGGUAUGAUGGUACAAGCAAGAAGUUAACUGCAUGAUUGUACAGCUCAGAUGGAAAGUGCAGAUAGCAGCAUCGGUGAUGAAUGCAAACCUAUUGAUUACAAUUGAAAUAUCAGCCCUCAGUACAUUGUAGGAAAGACAUAUAUAGGGGGAUAUAUAGGGAUCACGUGCUUUUGGUUUCUUUGAAAGAUUAACGGUGGCUUAAAACUGCUGGAGUCUCUUCACCUGGAAGAAAAGGUCGGAAAAGAGAAAUUACUCACUAAAAUCAGUUUAGUGUUUAAUACCAGAGAUAACGAAGAAUGAUUUCCGUUUUGCUCACUAAAGCAAUUUUUAAUUGAUGGCCUCAGAGAGGAGAAUCCUGUGUUCAGUUGGUGGAUAAGGUACGAGCAACUUCCUUUUAUAGUAUGUGAAUGGAGGUGAAGAAAGUUCAAAUAUAUUAUUUUGUAUGAAUUCUACAAACUGUUUUUCUACUCCAAUGUGCAAAUAAAAUGCUCGUUAGCAUA